Molecule: messenger RNA, 4203 nt
Organism: Zootoca vivipara (common lizard)
Lineage: Eukaryota; Metazoa; Chordata; Lepidosauria; Squamata; Lacertidae
Product: arylsulfatase D
Molecular function (GO): arylsulfatase activity
Source: RefSeq, a predicted model, not a curated record
UGCACACGAAAGCUCAUACCAAAAUAAAAACUUAGUUGGUCUUUAAGGUGCUACUGAAGGAAUUUUUUUAUUUUGCUUCGACUCAGACCAAAACGGCUACCUACUGUAACUAGAUAUAUGUUUUCAGUUAAUUUCACUAAUUUUAGGACUGUAUAGUGAGAUUUAGCACCGGUUAGAAUAUGUUUUCCUUUGGAAACAUGGAGAGAACACAUAGUUGCAUUUGAGAGGUUUGAGGAAGUAUGUCCCCGAAAUAUGGCUGUUACAAAAGAAUGAAAAAUCUUGUUUCUGAUUGGAGUGUGACAUAGAUGACAUUUCCUAUAUGCUUCUACCAACCUCUGUAGGCCUGCCAACAUUUACUUCUGUUCCUUUACUGCUGUGACUUAUAUAUCCUUUAGCAAAUUACUUGGCAAACUCUGGUUUUAGAAGCCAGAGUUGUUGGCUGUAUUUAUUGAGAUUGAUAGCCAACCUCAUUCAUUCAGGCUCAAGCCACAAAGCAUUUCCUUGUCAUAUUGAUGUUCCUAACAACUCUCUGUGUGAAGUUUUCAUAGCUUCUGUAUUCCCUUUGAGUAUGGGAGACUGUUAGAGGCAGUAUAGUGACUGGCAGGGGUGGUGGAGGUGGUGGAAAUAUUUCUAAUUGUAAAGAAAACUUUUCCCCAGUUAGACAAACUUUCCCCCAGCUGGACAGCUGUUGAUGCCUUCUUCUGAAUUUCUUGAAUUGAAAGGUGACAUAAAAAUGCAUCAGAUAAAGGUGCAAGAGCAAGAAAUGUGAUAUUUAAAAAUUGGAAAUAUUCUCAACCCAUCUAAGAAGAGUAACUGACUGGGUGUGUUAUGGCAAAUCCAGAAAAUUUGCCAUAUUAACAACUAAUAAGGUAAAGGUAAAGGGACCCCUGACCAUUAGGUCCAGUCGUGACUGACGCUGGGGUUGCAGCGCUCACCUUGCGUUAUUGGCCAAGGGAGCCAGCAUGCAGCUUCCAGGUCAUGUGGUUAGCAUGACAAAGCCGCUUCUGGUGAACCAGAGCAGCACAUGGAAAUGCCGUUUACCUUCCCGCUGUAGUGGUACCUAUUUAUCUACUUGCACUGUGUGCUUUUGAACUGCUAGAUGGGCAGGAGCUGGGGCCGAGCAACAGGAGCUCACCCCAUCGUGGGGAUUUGAACCGCUGACCUUCUGAUCGGCAAGCCCUAGGCUCUGUGGUUUAACCCACAGCGCCACCUGUGUCCCAUUAACAACUAAUAUUAACAACUAAUUGCAUUUGCAAGAGCUUGUAUAGACCUAUGCCCAUUUCACAUUGGAUACUGGCCCACAAAAGCCCAUGAGACCCCAAAAAUCCUUUGUAGGUUGCCGUAGGCAUCCCUAUUUUUCCUUUAGUGAUUGCACCUUUCUUAGAAUCAGUGGUUUUUUUCUGGGGGUACUCAAGGAUAUGUAGUGCCGGCAACCCCCCCCCCUCCGCCAAAUAUUGGCACUUACUGUAACAACUUCAUGGUGAGUACCAGCACCUUAAUAAAAAAACAGAGCCAUGCUUAGAAUGUAGUGUGAACUGAGAAAAAUAUAUAUUUCUCAGCUGUCUGGAAAUUUGGGAUCAGGAGCAAAAACGAGAGAAAACAAAAUAUAAUGAAAUAUAUAUCAUAGAAUCAUAGAGUUGGAAGAGACCACAAGGGCUAUCCAGUCCAACCCCCUGCCAAGCAGGAAACACCAUCAAAGCAUUCUUGACAUAUGGCUGUCAAGCCUCUGCUUAAAGACCUCCAAAGAAGGAGACUCCACCACACUCCUUGGUAGCAAAUUCCACUGCCGAACAGCUCUUACUGUCAGGAAGUUCUUACUAAUGUUUAGAUGGAAUCUUCUUUCUUGAAGUUUGAAUCCAUUGCUCUGUGUCCGCUUCUCUGGAGCAGCAGAAAACAAUCUUUCUCCCUCCUCUAUAUGACAUCAUUUUAUAUAUUUGAACAUGGCUAUCAAUAUCACCCCUUAACCUUCUCUUCUCCAGGCUAAACAUACCCAGCUCCCCAAGCCAUUCCUCAUAAGGCAUCGUUUCCAGGCCUUUGACCAUUUUGGUUGCCCUCUUCUGGACACGUUCCAGCUUGUCAGUAUAUUUAAAAAAUCCUGCUUGCUUCAGGAACAAAACUUCCUGUUGGCACAGUGAAGGUUUUUCUCUGAGUGACUGGGCGCAACAGAAGCUGCUAUAAAGGCCACUAGAGCAGUUGAAAAGCAUAACAGUGAUUGCUUUCCAAGAGAGGACUUUGUCCGUAGCUGUUCAAGGGUUUGUGUCAAUUUGUAAUAGCCAUCUUGUUUCACAAUCCACCGAUUUACUUGGCAAGCUACUAAGCAAGCAGAUGGUUGGGGAAACAGCCUUGCGAGCUGUCAAAAAAGAAGACAAAGCCUGACAGUGGUUCUCGCUAUAUCACCUCCCAACACCUAUGGACUGGGGACUGGGGAUGCAUAACAAAUGGAAGAUUAGGCUCUCCAGAUGCAGUCUAGCUAUUUUGCUAGUUUCCUCCGUAUUUCCCCAAAUGUGUGAUGCGGCCCCGUCAAGACCCAACAUUUUGUUGAUAAUGGCGGAUGACCUUGGCUAUGGUGAUUUGGGAUGCUUUGGUAAUGAUACACUCAGGACUCCUAAUAUUGACCAGCUAGCAAGGGAAGGAGUGAAGCUUACUCAGCAGAUUGCUGCAGCUUCGCUUUGUACCCCAAGCAGAGCAGCUUUCCUGACUGGCAGAUACCCCAUCAGAUCAGGUAUGGUGUCCAGACAUGAGCCCCGUGUCAUCAUGCGGACUGGUGCUUCUGGAGGACUCCCCACGAAUGAAACAACAUUUGCUAAGUUAUUACAGCAACAGGGCUACACCACGGGCCUUUUAGGAAAAUGGCACCAAGGCAUGAACUGUGAAUCCCACAAUGACCACUGCCACCACCCUUUAAACCAUGGCUUUGAUUACUUCUAUGGCACACCUUUUACACUUGUGAAUGAAUGCCAGGCUAACAAGGAUCCUGAGAUGAACGUCCAACUGCAAGCUAUGUAUUGGUUUUACACCCAGGUGGCCGCUCUUUUGGUGUUCACUCUUGUGCUGGGACGAACUACUGGUUUGUUCUAUGUGAAAUGGAAAAUAAUUGCCUUCACUGCUUCAUGUGGUUUCCUAUUUUUCAUCUCCUGGUUUGCCAAUUAUGGAUUUGUAAGAUACUGGAACUGCAUCAUGAUGAGGGAUCACAUCAUUACUCAGCAGCCAAUAAAGCUGGAAAAUGCUGCCUCCAGGAUAUUGAAAGAGUCGAUCUCAUUUAUUAAACGAAACAAAAAAGGACCGUUCCUCCUCUUUGUUUCUUUGUUACACGUCCACACACCCUGUUUCACCACAAAGAUGUUUCAUGGAAAAAGCAGGCAUGGUUUAUAUGGAGACAAUGUAGAGGAAAUGGACUGGAUGGUGGGAAAAAUUCUUGCUGCUGUUGACAAAGAGGGCUUGAGGAACAACACUUUUACUUACUUUACUUCUGACCACGGCGGCUUUUUGGAGGCUAGACAGGGUAUUACCCAGCUAGGUGGCUGGAACGGUAUAUACAAAGGUGGAAAAGGUAUGGGAGGCUGGGAAGGAGGAAUCCGUGUGCCUGGAAUAGUUCGCUGGCCAGGGAUAGUCCCUGCUGGCAGUGUUAUUGAUGAACCAAUAAGUCUUAUGGAUAUCUUCCCCACAGUGGCUCACUUGGCUGGGGCAUCGAUCCCACAAGACAGGGUGAUUGAUGGAAGGAGCCAGGUAGCUUUGCUACAGGGAGAAGUGCAGCACUCAGAGCAUGAAUUCAUGUUUCACUACUGUGGGUCGCACUUGCAUGCGGUGCGCUGGUACCAGAAAGAGAGUGGUCCAGUAUGGAAAGUUCAUUACAUCACACCAAUAUUCAACCCCAAAGGUGCAGGAGCCUGUUAUGGGAAAGGGAUUUGCCCAUGUUCUGGAGAAGGUGUGAUACAUCACGACCCUCCCCUGCUGUUUGAUCUCUCGAAAGACCCAUCAGAGUCCGUGCCUCUUUCACCGGACAUGGAGCCCUUGUUCCACACAGUCCUAAAGCACACAGACAGAGCUGUGGAGGAGCAUCGCAAGACCAUCACUCCGGUCCCACAGCAGCUCUCUCCUGACAACCUUAUGUGGAAACCAUGGCUUCAGCCAUGCUGUGGGACCUUCCCAUUCUGUUGGUGUGACAAUGAAGAAAGUGAUACCCAUUCAAAUAAAGUGGGCUAG